AUGGCAAGCGAAAAUUACACAGUAAAAAAUGUUGACAGUUUGAUUAUCACUGGAUUCGAUCACCUGCAAAACCAGAAGCUACUUGGAUUCCUCAUACUGAUAUCUUACGUGCUCAUCCUGCUUGGAAAUGGCAUAAAUCUGUUUAUAAUCUCGACUGACAGACAUUUACACAAACCAAUGUACAUAUUAAUCUGUAAUCUAGCUGUUGUUGACAUAAUGUACUCUUCGACCUGCAGCACAACCAUGAUCUCAGUGCUGCUGGCUGAGAUUAAAAUGGUUUCAUACUACUCUUGUAUCUCCAGGACAUAUUUCUAUCAUCUUGGUGAUUUCACAGAGUGCAUGGCUCUGACAUUAAUGGCAAUAGACAGACUUAUUGCCAUUAGGCUUCCAUUAAGAUACCACAGCAUUGUAACAAACUCACGAGUCCUACUGCUUAUUUUUCUGACCUGGCUCGCUGGUUUCACUGUUUUAGGUUAUGUGAUAUCAAUAUUGGACAAUGUCCCAUACUGUCAGCCAAUCAUCAAAUAUGUGUUUUGUGAGUAUGCGUCCAUGAUCAGAGCUGCUUGUGUUAAUCCUGAGCCAUAUUUUUUUGUACCUGCAGUGAUAAGUAUGUGGCCAUUGUGUGGACAGUUCCCUUUUAUUUUGUGCACAUAUGCUGUUCUGGCAUAUAGUGUGACUAAACUCUCCAACAAUUCAAGCAAAAAGCAAAUGAUCAACACUUGCUUGAGUCACCUUAUUGUUCUUUCCAGUUUUUAUGCUCCAAAGCUUGUCUCUAGCUUACUCACUCGAAUAGGAGUUGUGUUGUCUUUAACAGAGCGAAAUGCAAUUCUGAUUACAGCCUCUUUAGUUUCCCCCUUAAUAAACCCCACUGUUUAUGGCACCAGGACUAAAGAAAUCAGAAAACGAUUAGCAAAUGUAUUUUUGCAUAAGAAAACAGUACCAAAUACUUUAAAGUAA
This is a messenger RNA of Danio aesculapii, 957 nucleotides long. RefSeq names its product olfactory receptor 6N1-like. The record is from RefSeq and is a predicted model, not a curated record. NCBI's taxonomy places the organism in Eukaryota, Metazoa, Chordata, Actinopteri, Cypriniformes, Danionidae. Gene Ontology annotation, biological process: G protein-coupled receptor signaling pathway. Gene Ontology annotation, cellular component: membrane. Bases 1 to 957 code for a protein of 318 amino acids. The transcript has a single exon. Gene Ontology annotation, molecular function: olfactory receptor activity; G protein-coupled receptor activity.